AUGCCUGCCCCAAAGAUUGUUAUCAUUGGCGCUGGUCCCUCUGGUCUCCUCCUCGCCCGCCUUCUCCAAGUUAAUUCCAUCCCCUGCAUCAUCUACGAAGCCGAACCCUCUCCUCACGUACGCAACCAAGGGGGUACUCUCGAUUUGCACCCCAGGGCCGGACAAGCCGCGCUCAAAGCGGCCGGCCUCUAUGAUGAAUUUCUGAAACAUUCGCGUCCGGAAGGGGAGGCCAUGAAGCUUAUCAAACCCGACGGUUCGGUGCUCUGGGACGACAACCCCAUCGUCACCUCUCAAGCCACUCAGAGUGAACUUGAUGGCGAAGGCCGCGAUCGUCCCGAAAUUGACCGCGUCAAGCUUCGCGACAUGCUGCUGUCUUCCUUGGAAGAGGAGACCGUAAGAUGGGGCAAGAAGAUAAUGCGCGUGGAACCAGACCCCUCCACACGGGGGAAGCAUACCAUCGUUUUCGCGGACUUCACAACAGAUACGUCGAUCGAUCUGCUUGUCGGCGCUGACGGCGCCUGGUCAAAAGUGCGCCCGCUCCUGACGCAUGAGAGACCGUUUUACUCCGGUAUCACGACCAUCGAGCUCUGGGCGCUGGAUGUUGACGCCCAGAACCCGUGGUUAAGUGAGUAUAUCGGCAAAGGGUCGUGCUUCAUGUUUGACGAAGGAAGGGCGCUGCAGUGUCAGCGGCAAGGAACGGGUGCGGUGCGGGCAUAUGCUUCGCUCAGGGUCCCUGAGGGGUGGCUUGAUGAUUGUGGAAUUGAUUUUUUGAACUCUCAGGGUACGACGCGCCAGGAGAUGAUUGAUAAAUACUGGAGCGAUUGUUCCGCGGACGUGAAACGGGUUAUCCUUUCUGCGAAGGACGAGCUCAUCCCGCGGAAGCUCUAUAUGCUCCCGGUGGGAAUCCAGUGGAAGUCCAAGCUUGGUGUUACGCUGCUGGGCGAUGCGGCGCAUUUAAUGACGCCAUUCGCCGGGGUGGGAGUCAACGUGGCGUUGGCCGAUGCAAUGGAUCUGGCGAAAGCGAUUGUGAGGAGGAAGGAGAGUGUGGUGGCGAAAGCAAGAAGUGAUUUGUAUAAUAUUGGAGUUGCGGUGGAGGAGUAUGAGAAGGAGAUGUCUGAGAGAGGUAGGAUGAACGCGGAGAAGACGAGAAAGAAUCUAGGCCUGCACUUCAGUGAGAGAGGGGGCGAGGAGAUGGCAGCACGAUUGAAAGCACAUGCUGAGGUAGCAAAGGCCAGAGCAAAUGGCAGAUAA
Molecule: messenger RNA, 1251 nt
Organism: Penicillium angulare
Lineage: Eukaryota; Fungi; Ascomycota; Eurotiomycetes; Eurotiales; Aspergillaceae
Product: FAD-dependent oxidoreductase
Exons: 1
Coding region: 1-1251 (416 amino acids)
Molecular function (GO): FAD binding
Source: RefSeq, a predicted model, not a curated record